AAGAGAUAGUCUUCUAUAGCAUAUCCUCUAUACUCAAAAUUAUACUAUAUUAUACUGUCUUAUUUAGAUACUUCGAUUUUCCGGUCGCGCGAGAUUUUUUUUUGGUUACCGGAACCGGUAGUAUUCGUGCGGCAGUAUUUAAGCCGAAAGCAGUGGUCAUUUCGUUCCAGUCUGGUUUUGUCUUCAAAAUCAGACACAAAAGGAUAAUCGGAGCCCUUUGUUUGUUCAAGGAUCGGAUAUCAGUUAAUUCUUUGGAUUUAUAUCAGUGCUUUUCUAUCGUCUUCAUGGAGUUCCAGCGUGUUGAGCAUAGGGAUAAUGUGGGCGUGGCAGGCCUUGAUGUCGAUGUUGUUGACAAUAAGUUUCGAAGGCAUAUGACCGAUGUGAAGAACUUUUGCAGGAAGAUUACCCGCAGCUGGCACCUAGUUGCACCCUACUUGGAUAAAAAAAUUUCUAUCGAUGCUGCUGGCAAAAAGACACCUAUCCAAGACAGCACUGAACGACCUAGUAUGGUGAAGAAGUUGCUACCUGAAGGUGAUGUUGAGGCUACUGAAAGGCCAGGUAACACAGAACAACACUGUGCUUGUUGUUGCAGAAAAGCGGUUAGGUGUCUCAACCCUUUUGACAUUUAUUAUAUUUAUUAACAGGGCUUUUUGGCAAGAUGUUGACUGGACCGUGGAUGACACUGAUCUACAAAAUGAAAGAUGAAACAUUUUAAAGAUACCAUUUAUGCAGCUAUUAUGUUUAUUCUCUUGUUUUCUAGAUCUCUCAUGUGAAGGUCUGCAUUGACAAACUAAAGGCCAUUGUGAAUUCUCCAGAGAAUCUCCUUUCAAUACUAAUUGAUUGCUUUGGCCAGACUCUGGAUACUGAAGAUCUCGUUCUGAAAACCCUGAGAAAUGUGACUGUUGAUGAAGUAUUUAUCGAGAUCGCUAAAGAACUUGCUGAAGGUUUUUGUAAGGUGCUACAGAGACAGUACUUCAAUUGAUAAUUUCCAACAACAAACAAAUCCAUUAUGUGCUUACCCAUCAAAUAGUUAGAUAUAUUUUAUUUUAAAGGAACAUGUUGCAUAUCUGGGAUGUUAUUUAUUUAAUGUGAAAAAUAUAAUUUCACAAUACAGCUGAUAAUUGUGCAAUGAACCAUUUAUAUUAAGUCUUGAUAAUUUUACCUUUUCAGCAAGCCUACAUUGGUAUGCAUUAAAACUAUUUAUUCUAUUUCAGCAAAACAGAUAGGGUACGGUACACCCAAACAAUGUUCAUCUUCAAACAAUCAUGCAUGAUCCUCACAAGCUUUGGAUACUGACGUACAUUUGCAAACGCACUCAGACUGAUGACAUCAAGAAAUCUAUAUUUGUUAUUUACAUUAUAU
This is a messenger RNA of Biomphalaria glabrata, 1362 nucleotides long. RefSeq lists its product as uncharacterized. Bases 285 to 641 code for a protein of 118 amino acids. The transcript has 2 exons. The record is from RefSeq and is a predicted model, not a curated record. NCBI's taxonomy places the organism in Eukaryota, Metazoa, Mollusca, Gastropoda, Planorbidae.